AUGGCGGCGCGGCCGGGGUCGCUUCGGGGCAGCGCGCCACCCAGGCGGCCCUCGGCCACCGGGCGGAGACGCCGCGCCCAGACCCAGCGCGGGAGGCGCCGCGCCCGCCGGGAGGACCGCACCGGCCCGGGAGCCCCGACGGAGGGACGAGCGGCGCGGGGAGCGAGCGGGGACGGGCCGGGAAAGAUGGCGAGAGCGCGAGCGCAAGCUGCGCCUGCGCCGCUCGCGCCUGCCUGCCUGGCUGCCCAGGGUGGCUUCCGGUCUGGCUUUGCUUUUGCUUUUGGACGGAAGCCCAGCCACAGACAUGGUUAUCGUCACGGUGCUUACGCAGACACUAACCGGACCCGGAAGCGCCACUUCGCCGUCCGCGUGGCCCGGACCGGCGGUUCCGGGGGUCCCGGCCGUCAUAGGGGGCCCCAGAGGGACGGCUUUCUCCCCGCCGUGUGUGCGUCCGUCCGUCCGUCCGUCCGUCGAGGGGCCCCGGAGCGCGCGCGGCGUCCCGGCCAGGUGGGCGAGCGGCGGGGCGCCCCGGGAUGGAGGCUGCAGGCGGAGCUCGGACCCGGGCCCGGGAACCUGGGGCUUCUCCGUAGUCGUCUCCGGGGGCCGCCCGGGCGGGCUCAGGGUCUUGGCCGGGCUCUGCGCUCAGUGCUCACUCCCGCGGGCCGGGGAAACCCGCGCCAGGCGAGCGCCCCACGUUGUUGCGCCCCGGCUUGGCGAUUAGCACCUCCGGCUCGCUCUCGCAUCCAGUGCGUGAUCGAAGGCUUUUGGUACAUUGGGAAAGAGGGCUUGGUGACCUUCCCUGAUGUGGCUGUGAGCUUCUCCCCGGAGGAAUGGCGGUGCCUAGACGUCUCUCAGAGGAGGCUCUACAGGGAUGUGAUGCUGGAGACCUAUGAGCACCUGCAGGCAGUAGCAGGGCAUUUUGGGGUAAAGCCUGCGCUAAUCUCCUGGUUGGAAGGAGGAGCCCUGGGGAGGCUGCCACGAAGCUUGUUUGCUGCAGAACUCAAGAAGCCAGAAAUCUAUCCUUGUCCCUUCUGCUCUCUCACCUUCUCCAGUCAGAACUUCUUCAUUCGUCACAUGAAACGAAGUCAUCCCUCUUGGAUCCUCUUGGAAACAUCUGCAAGAAAGCACCCUCAAUCAGAGACUUCCUGUCCACAUGAUCAGAAUCAAUGGGUACAACAUUCUGAUCCAUAUCAUGACAAACCAAAGAAUGACAUACUUGAAAGUCAAAAGCACCAAGAAAGCUCCAUACUUUUGGCUAAUAGGAGGCAUGAAAGAAUUUCAACAACCUCUUCUAAACUCUGUAGUGGUCAAAUAGAUAGGUCUAGUAAACAGAUGACAAUGGAGGAAGACAUUAACACAGGCCCGAAAGAGAAUCCAAAGGACACAGGUGGAGUAGUUCCAAGGAUAGACUUGCCAAUAAUUUUAAGAGACAAGUAUAGAAGGCCUGGGCAAGGGUUCAUCGAUGGAUUAAUUCUCAUCACACAUCAAAUGACUCACACAGGGGAGAAAUCCCAUGUUUGCAGGGAGUGUGGACUUGGCUUCUGUGUGAGGUCAAGUCUCAUCAAACAUCAGAGGACACACACAGGGGAGAAGCCGUAUGUGUGCAGGGAGUGUGGACAAGGCUUUGGUUUGAGGUCAAAUCUCAUUAGACACCAGAGGACACACACAGGGGAGAAGCCCCAUGUUUGCAGAGAGUGUGGGCGGGGCUUCAGUGAGAGUUCAAGUCUCAUCAUACAUAAGAGGAUACACACAGGGGAGAAACCCUAUGUUUGCAGGGAGUGUGGACGAGGGUUUGGUCGAAGGUCACAUCUCAUCAAACACCAGAGGACACACACAGGAGAGAAGCCCCAUGCUUGCAGGGAUUGUGGGCGUGGAUUCAGUGAGAGGUCAAGUCUUAUCAGACACCAGAGGACACACACAAGGGAGAAGCCCCAUGUUUGCAGAGAGUGUGGACGAGGCUUUGGUCGAAGGUCACAUCUCAUCACACACCAGAGGACACACACAGGGGAGAAGCCCUAUGUUUGCAGAGAAUGUGGGCAAGGUUUCAUUCAGAGGUCUAGUCUUAUCAUACACCAGAGGACACACACAGGGGAGAAACCCUAUAUUUGCAGGUUCUGUAGUCGAGCCUUCAGUGUUCGGUCACGUUUCAUAGCACACCAGACGAUACACACAGGCAAGAAGCCACAUGUUUGCAGGGAGUGUGGGCAAGGCUAUACAAUGAGAUCAAGUCUCAUCUCACACCAGACGGUACACACAGGGGAGAAGCCGUAUGUUUGCAGAGAGUGUGGACGAGGCUUUGGUCGGAAGUCAAGUCUCAUCUCACACCAGAGGACACACACAGGGGAGAAGCCCUAUGUUUGCAGAGAUUGUGGUCGAGGCUUCAGUCUGAGGUCAAGUCUUUACAAACACCAGAGGAUACACACAGGGGAGAAACCCCAUGUUUGCAAAGAGUGUGGUCGAGGCUUCAGUGUGAGGUCAAGUCUCAUCACACACCAGAGGACACACACAGGGGAGAAACCCUAUGUUUGCAGAGAGUGUGGACGUGGCUUUGCUCGGAAUUCACAUCUUAUCACACACCAGAGGACACACAAAGGGGAGAAGCCCUAUGUUUGCAGAGAAUGUGGUCGAGCCUUUCGUCUGAGGGAAGGUUUCAUCAAACACCAGAGGACACACACAGGAGAGAAGCCCUAUGUUUGCAGAGAGUGUGGGCAAGGAUUCUGCCAGGUUUCGAAUCUCGUGACACAUCAGAGGACACACACAGGGGAGAAGCCCUAUGUUUGCAGAGAGUGUGGGCAAAGCUUUAGUCAGAGGUCAACUCUCAUCACACACCAGAAGACACACACAGGGGGGAAGCCCUAUGCAGAGAGUGUGGGCGAGGCUUCUGCCAGAUUUUGAAUUGUGUCACAAACCAAAGGACACACACGGGAGAAGCCCUAU
Messenger RNA from Suncus etruscus (white-toothed pygmy shrew), 2937 nucleotides. RefSeq names its product zinc finger protein 420-like. NCBI's taxonomy places the organism in Eukaryota, Metazoa, Chordata, Mammalia, Eulipotyphla, Soricidae. Gene Ontology annotation, molecular function: zinc ion binding; DNA-binding transcription repressor activity, RNA polymerase II-specific. The coding region runs from base 1 to 2895 and encodes 964 amino acids. The record is from RefSeq and is a predicted model, not a curated record. The transcript is spliced from 7 exons. Gene Ontology annotation, biological process: negative regulation of transcription by RNA polymerase II.